AUGUCCAACUUCGGGAGCGCCGUGGCGUGGCUAGUGUUGGCGCCCUUUGCCCUCACCACCAACGUGGUGGCCGUGGUGGUGGUGUGCCACUACCGCCGGCAGUUCCACGGCUCAGACGCCGCACUUAUCUCCCUUUUUGUGACUAUGACCUUGCAUGCCGUGGUGGCGCUGCCUGUGGCGGCGGGGGUGGAGCUGGGUGGGAGCGGGUGGCCGCCGGAACUGUGCUCCUUCUACGUCUGGUUGUUGGUGUGUGUGCGCAUGUCCCAGCUGCUGACCACGGGGGUUAUGAACGUGCACUGGAUGUGCAUCCUGAGGUUCACCUCGGGUCAGGAAGUGUACAGCUCCGCCAUCGUCGUGAAGGUGCUAGUGUGCUUGGCGUGGUUUGGCGGUGUGGUCACAGGUCUCGUGCCAGUUAGAAGUACAAAGGCUGGACGAUUCUAUCUGCCCUCGUCAUCUAAUGCGUUCUCCACAUCUACCUCCGCUAACGGCCAUGACAACGCCAGAGGUCAAAACGCGACCGGAUGGCACUCAGGAGGAGGUAUAGACGGUCGAACGAUCGCCUUUGAUGAAGAGGAGGAGAUCAAACAAGGAGGAAGCCCUUUCGUGACCAGCAACGGGAGGAUCCCUAACGGGGAAGGGUAUUCUCACGGAUUAUCGUCUCAGACGACAGCAGGAGGUGUGCCUGGGCGUGGUCCAGGUGAGAAGAACGGACAGGUAGCAGCCAAUUCGGCGGCAGCCAUCGUUGUCCGGCCAUCCGGCAAGUCCGGGGUGGCGCGCAGCGUUCCGGCAACUGUCCAUGCCAGGUACAACGAGCUCAACCUGUCGUCAGAGCUUUGUCGAGUGGUCGUCUGCUUCACCCUCCUAACAGCCCUCAUCCAACACCUUCCCUUCGCGGUGCUGCAGUUUAUUCAACUGGUGCAGCCAGUGGAUCGGGUGUCGGCACAGGUGGUGGUGCUGUGGCUGCUGUUGCUAGAGGCACUGACGGCGCCGCACGUACUGUGGGUGCUUAGUCGCCGCUACCGGCAUGCCCUGGUGUAUGUGUGGACUGUGCACGUGCUGAGAGACACGUCAGCCAAGGAGGAAGAUCCUUCAGCCUGUACCCUUCAGUCCUACACGCGGAGAGUGCAAGCGCCAGGUGGCGCCACGGUACGAGUCACCGCACGAGUAAGACGGGGCGUGACCAUCACUGGUCCUGUACACGAGUAUCAGCCCAAUGGACAAGUCAGGGCCUAUUCGAGAGAAGACGACCCCGAGGGAUUUUCCCCCGACUACACUGGAGCAAGCCAGACGUGGAGCUGAGAUCAUCACCACAGACCUAGAUGAUGACCUGACAGUCAUCACGGACAUAGCGUCCACGAAGAAACGGUACAUCUACCACUCACCUGCGUCGGAGCGAGCGGCGCAAGCUUCGCUCCAGCGACCGGAAGCUGCCGAGGGAAGUGGUGGCAGUUCUCAGACCACUAGCCCCAGCCGGCUGUCAGUCAAUAGCCCGACACGCCCCUUUGACAUGCGGCGGAGUGGCAGUGCGCGGGAGGCGUGGAAGGAACAGAUGCGGAAGAAGCACCUACCGGCCGUAUUCGUCAACGAUGCCUUUGAUGCCGAGGAGGAAGGAGAGCGAGGUCAGGACCUCGUUUCGGACAUGCACGUGCUGCCAGAUGUAGCCCUUGUUGGGGGUGACUUCGACGAGGUAGACAGCGAGGCCGAAAAUGUCGGUCGUCAACGAGACGCUGCGAAAAACAUCCGGAAGGCGUCCUCCUCAUCAUGUGAUUAACCACCACUUUCACUACGACUACCAGCGAAGCGAUGGCGCGCCGAGGGUGGAGAGUGAAAGUGACGGAAGCAGUUUUCAGUACGACGACAGGGACAUAGAGAUCAUUCUUGAUGGCCAUCACGGACUUCAUUCUGGAGGGAGCCGCUCGGUACUGGAAAAAGUCGUAGAAGCAGAGGCCCCAAGGGAGAGCAAUGAUGAUCCUGUGCCACACUUCGCCGCGACGACAGAGGGUGUUUUGAAAGACGGUUACUUAGGAAGAGUGGACAGUUAUGGGGAUAGCAGCGAGGGGAGCUCAACGGAGAAGCAGUCUGUCCGAGGUCGCAAGAAGCCGCCUCGUCGUAGCAGUCGAACGAACAGGUUGAAAGACCAACCAAAGCUUUGUUGUGGAGGGGGAGCAUGACCUCGAGGACAGGAGCGACGGAACUGAAGAAGCAAGAGCAUGGACCUUGCAAGGUGAAGGGUUGAAACAAGGUGCAGAUGAAUUUGUAGGAAGAGAGUUUUUCCUGUAUGAGGCAGACCAGAGUAAACAGAUGCCUGCUUAUGAGAUGCAAAACGACUUCAACCAAUAUUCGUCUUCGGUAGAAUUGGACAAAGAGGGGUUUAGAAAAAACUUUUCCCGUGUACCGGAGUCAGUUAAUCCGGGUUUGGUGUCCGUAGCAUUUAGCAAAAACGAUUUUGUAAAACUUCAGAACAUUACUAGUGACUCAACAGACGCUGACAACAUACCCGACAAUGUAUCAGUAACAUCAACAGUCAAAGUAAGUGGCGACAAGAAUAGCUCUAAUAAGGCGAAUAAAGUGUUGAUGAAGGACGUUUUCAAAGACGAGUUUGACGAGGUGGCGCCACAUAACCCGCGAAAAAGAACAGAAGUGAUGGACAAGGACUUUGACGAUGUCGACGAGCCGCGAGGAACGCCCACCGGGAACUCUGUGAUAAGUGCGCCAUGGACCCUUACUCCGGAGGUGGGAGCAUCAAGAACGGUUCUCACCCUAGUAGUAGGACUCGCAGCUCUUACUUCCGGCGAGAUGUUGACAGCAGCAAACAGAUGAUCACGAUGGUGGACAGCGAUGCAGAUCUGCCAGACACUGCUAUCGUGUUGGAUGUUCUGGAGACGAGCAGCUCCGGAAGUGAACACUCAGUCGUUCUUGAACCUUACCAUCGUCGUCCUCUUUGGCUUGACGAUGAUGACGAGCAAAGCCAGAGUAAUAGCGCUGCUGACCUAUCGAUUUCAAAUCCUUUUCGGGUGAGUUCAGUGGGGUAUCCUUUUGCGGAUCCAAGUCGAGAGGGACAGUUCAAGUCCCAAGGUCUUAGUUCCGGCUUAGGAAACUCGUUUGGUGGCAGUUUUGAUGCCAAAGGUCCAAAAAUCGUAUGAUGGUGAACCCAUUCCAAAUGAAGUUUUGGAGACCACUUCCUCUUCUGGAGCUUACUCACAUGAUACUUUCUCAUCGGAGAGUGACACUGCACAGAGUUCAGGUAGCAGCGAUCAGCUCAGUUUUCUCAGAGACGCGACAUCUGAGCGCUUAGGUGUAAAUGGCUUUGAUGACGAGGCAGAUAGAUACCAUGAUAAUACGAUGGCCAUAGACUACAACAUAAUGAUACAUCCGUACUACGGGUCUUAUCCUGGCUUGUACUUCGAGUCGAUCAAGGAGGAGCCGGAGGACUUGAGUGACUCCACGCUUUCCGGCCACACCGAAGAUGACGCCCAUGGAUCCACGCAUGGCACACUACAAUCAUUUUCUGCCGAAAGUUUUGGUCCCAGCAAAACUAAGCCAUUUCUUCUCAAUGGAGAUUCGACAUUUCAAGUACAGGCUAUUUCACAGACCGUAAACAAAGAUGUUGCUCCUCCGGGUAGAACUUCUGCUGAUGGCAGAGAGGCACCCACUCCUGACAUAUGUAGCACCCAGAGAACAGGAACGCUCGAGCCGGAAGAUCUGCCAUAUUGGGAUGACGGAGCAGUUUCGAUUUCAACGAAACAAUCCAAUCCUUCCUUUCAGCUGUUAAAAGUAUCUCCCAUGAUGGACCACAAGGUUAAUGGUGUCAGGAACUUCUCUAACGACCUGCGCACUAACCUCGACCUGCCCCGUACAGCCAAUGGGGAUGCAGCGGGUGCACUAACAGACGUCACAGACGAUGUUCUUCCCAGAAGAAAACCUCCACCUCCACCCCGCAGGAGCAGCAUUAGCAAUGAUGGACCACUUACUGACAGCGAGUUACAAACUCAUCAUUCUGAAGCAUCACCUGUUGACCCAGUUUACUUCUAGUCUUGGUUAUUUUAUUUCUGUUUUGCGGAUUCUGCAGUGCAAGGUGUUAUUAAUCAACACACCUACGUGCUAAUGACGACUGUGUGUCACUCCUGUGAGACAGGAUCCAAAAAGCUGUUGCAAAGAAUCACAAUCCGUGUUCACUCACCUGUAACCCAAUAAAUGGAAGACGAAAAUUGUCAAACAUGUUUCUCAGAAAAGUGCGGUCCUUACAUGGUUAUUGUUGUUUUUGGUCAGCACGAGCUCUCGCUCUGCCAAUGUGACACAUUUGUGAGUGGUAUUAUUUGAGUUUCAGGCAUAUACAGAUGAAAGGUGAAAGGUGACAGGUGUAUCAUCCUGAGGUUUUCUGUGCAGAAGGGAUUCCUCAGCUUAUCAUUUGUUUGGGAAGCAACGGCUUAAAUUUUUAACCAAAGACUUUGACUUGUUUGCCUUGUUUAAGAAAAACGUUUCGAAUAAAUCAACAAUGAUGAAAUAACACUUGAGAAGUCUCCACAUUCACUGAAGGUUAGAAAAGUAAACAGUAAACUGUAAGGGUGAUUUCGGAUUAGGCAACAGGAUUACUAUGACGUUUUGUGUACACUUCCUACACAGACAUGUUGCACACUUUGCUUCACCGUCUGCUCUUAUUUGUCAAAUUCAAAAACUCAAUGUAAUAGUCGACCCAGAAUCCUGCUGGAAAUCACUCUGUUUCUGACUUAAAGCCUUCCAACGACAAGGCCAACUUCAGUGUCAGUCCUGUAGUGGUUGUGUUCUGUGCAGGGCAUAACAAAUUCUGGCUGUUGACAAAAACUUAAGAGCCUAAAGCUAACAAGGCCUUGCUCUUUUUUAACCCAUAGCUUCAACGUUUUAUAUAAACAGUUUUAUCUGUUUAUGCAUUGUUCAAAAUAGUUUAACAAAAAUGUCCCAAGAACAUCCCCACACACUUUUUAUAUACACUGAAAGGCCUAGCAACAUAUGACAAGGGGAUAUAAUUGAACUUCAUAAGAUAGAGUGUAGACACAACUGUCUACAGCCGACAUGGAAUAUUCACCCAAACAGAGGAGUGGAACCUUAGCGCCAUAUUUUUUGGCUUCAUCGAAGUGAGUUUAUGCACCAGCGCUUUCUAAUGCAGUUUGUUUCUGGAAAUAAUGCUUGUAUUUAUACUAUCUAUAAAUGAUUAGGUGUUAAAUAUAUUUCUGUGUUAUGUUACAUAAAAGAACAAAUAAAAGAAAGAAAGAACAAAAAAAAAAAAAAAAAAAAAAGAAAAAAAAAGAAAGAGAGGAAGGAGAAAUGGGCAAAC
Messenger RNA from Pomacea canaliculata, 5311 nucleotides. RefSeq lists its product as uncharacterized. The record is from RefSeq and is a predicted model, not a curated record. Lineage: Eukaryota; Metazoa; Mollusca; Gastropoda; Architaenioglossa; Ampullariidae. Bases 1 to 1299 code for a protein of 432 amino acids. The transcript has 5 exons.